This is a messenger RNA of Suillus plorans, 2301 nucleotides long. RefSeq lists its product as uncharacterized. The coding region runs from base 1 to 2301 and encodes 766 amino acids. Lineage: Eukaryota; Fungi; Basidiomycota; Agaricomycetes; Boletales; Suillaceae. The transcript has 11 exons. The record is from RefSeq and is a predicted model, not a curated record.
AUGUUUCAGUGUCCAUCGUGCGGCAAAGGCGGAUUCAAAGAUGAGGUCGCUGUGGCCCAUCAUAUGAAUCAGCCCCGCUCAGGAUGUCAUACUUUCCUUGACUUAUUCAAUUCAGACGAGAACAGCGUGCACCAUGCAACUAAUCUUUACUACCCAUUCAGUGGCCGGAAAGAUUGGGAGCUUGCGUCAUGGCUACUUCGCUUGGGAUUAAGCAUGGGGAAGAUAGAUAGCUUUUUGUCACUUGAGAUAAUCCAGGGUCUUCCUCUGUCAUUCUCAUUGGCCAAGGAACUGCAAGGCAGAGCAGAAAUGUUGCCAAGUGGUCCACACUGGAUGUCUCAAGUCAUUGAGACAAAGCAUCUGACCAAAUCACCUGUCAUAUUAUAUUGGCAUGACCCUUUGGAUUGUAUCUCCAAUCUACUCAACCAUCCAUCCUUUCACGACCAGUUAGACUUUACGCCUUGCAAGGUAUAUACCACAGCACAGCAGCUGUGCUGUGUGUACUCCGAAUGGAUGACAGGAGAUGACGCUUGGACAAUGCAGGUGCAUAUCUUUGUUUGUGCGACAUUACUUGAAAUGAAUCCCUACAUCGGGACCAUUCUAUCAUCCGACAAGACAAAUGUAUCUAUGAUGACGGGUGACAGAACAUCAUUUAAUUCUUUCGUGCUCACUGCCCUGCUCCCCGUGCCAAAAUUCCUUCAUAAAAAGAAACGCAUGUGUGGUGUGCUGGAGGAUCAUCUAGUCCAUCAAUGCUUGGAUCUUGUUCUAGAGCCGCUUAAGUGGGCUGCCCAUGAGGGAAUUAUGCUGUCAGAUCCCAUCGGUUCAACUACACUCGCACAGAUCACUACUGCCCAUAGCAAGGUUGAUUCCAAUGACAUUGAAGCUUUCUUCCACGAAGUGCAGAAGUUUCGUUCAAAUGGUAUCAUAUGCACAGUUGGGGAAACAGAAAUUGAUUUCCCCUUUUCAGCAUUGCAGCCUGUGACAGGGUUUCACCAUUUUUAUGGUGGCAUCUCAAAGCUGAAGCAGGUCACAGGGUGUGCCCAAUGUGAUAUACAGCACUCGAUUAUCGUGGUCAGUGUGGAUGCGGUGCCUAGUGCUGUGAUGACUGCUUCGCCAUGGAUCGAUGAUCGUGACAUUGAGCGUAUUUCCACAGUGCUGGCCAAAUUUCACGCCAACAAACAUGCAAUUACAGCUGCUGGGUUUUGUCGUGGGAAGCGCAACAAGCCUAUCAAUAACUGGUAUAUCCCGAAGAUAGAGCUCAUGCAGAAUAUAGCUCCCAGCAUACGUAACACUGGCAUCACCAUGCAGUGGAGUGCAGACACUACGGAGCACGCACACAUAACUGAGAUCAAGGAUCCCGCACGCUCAAGCAACAACAAUAACUACAAUUCACAAAUCUGUCAUCACCUUGACUGUGCAGACAAAUGUCGUCGUUUUGAUCUUGCAACAAUUCUAUUAGACUUGAGGCUGCAAACCAACCUGGACCAACACCUGGACAUUGAUAAUGACGUCAUUGAUUUUGAUGUUGACGAUGACGAUGACCUCUCUGCAAACCUCUUGUCCACAGUCAAGUGCCCUGGAUAUGCACGUCCAAUCACUAACUACUUUGCAAUGGCAAAGGUCCUCCAGCACAGGAAGGUUGGGACAAUCCCUCUGCCAUUAUGCACAUUCAUUGUUGGACGUAUGGCCUUUCAUCUUGCCUACAGCCCGUAUGGUCAUAUUCAUCCGCUUGGAGGGGCUAGGAGGGCUGGGUCCAACACUUCGCUUCCAUUCGAGAAACUACAGAUAUGGUUCAAACUUCAACUUCAGGAUACGGAAUUUCACGAUACCACCCACAUGCAGCCUGCACAGACCCUAAACUGCAUACCACCUUCUGACAUCUGGCCCUUCGGUCGGUAUGAUACUGUUAUUGUCAAUAACGAGGAUGGGCACUCAUGGCCUGCUGAUGGUCUUCGCGGCCAUGCCAUCGCUCAAAUCAGGCUUAUUUUCUGUCCAAUUAGAAAGAUGAAUACACAGGGGGCUUGGAAGGAUCGCUUCCUCACAUACGUGCAACGCUUCAACAACAGCAGUGAGCGCGAACCAGCUACGCACCCACAUCUGCUCAAGAGGGCGAAGCGAUCAAAUGGGACUCGCAUUGGUGAUGUUAUACCAGUCACUCAGCUCAGGGCACCUGUUAAUGUUGUCCCUCACUUUGGCGCAAGUGCAGACCCUCAUCUCACUCAAUAUAAUGGUAUGGAGCAUGCAUCAGAAUUCUGGCUCAAUAAGUACUGGGACAAAAAUACUUUCUUCCCUCUUUCGAUGUAG